AUGGGAUCCAAAGCUGCCACCGAAGCCAUGGCUGGUAUUUCUUCCAUGUCAACCACAAUGAUGCCUUUCCUUUACCAGACAAGAACGCUAUCCACCUUACCAUGGAUCAGAACCAAUUCGAAUUUUCUGCCUCGAUACAGAACCGCCGCUCGAACCACUGCAUGUUUCACAAGGACGUACGGAAACUUCUCUGAAUCUGGGCGCUUCUCCAGGGAAACCCGAAAGAAUCGACCCACAAAGAACACUCCUAGAUGGGACGACAUCGCCUUCGAGGGCGAGGAAACCCCCAUGCCCUCUGUGUAUCCAGAGAGACGUGGAACUGUCGUCAAAAAUCGUAGUCACAAAAAGCUCAACGAAUUUGGAGAGUCUGAUGAUGGAAUAUUUGGGGAGCCAGACUUGUCAGAAGAGGAAGAAUAUGACAUCUUUGCCGAUGAGACGGACUCAAAGCAGCAAGUCCCCAAAUCGACAAUUACAGAUAGAGAACGAAGAGCCUUUCAAAAUAUUUUCUCGGAAAUGUUUGCACAAAAACCGGGGUCCAUGGAUCCGAAUGAUCCAUCGAAUGCCAGAGAACAGGCGAAGACCAAGUUGGACGUUAUUAUGGCUGGUGCCAUGGUUGCAACCGCCCGCAGUCGGAAGGAAAAGGAGGCUGUCAUUAAUCAAUAUCCACCAGCUUUACGCGAUAGCAUUUCGAAAGCUAUUGGUCUGCAUGAUGAGAUCGUAGCGAAGGAAGGAGGAAAAGGGUACGAACAAGACCCGGAAGAUGCGGAUGGGGGUGAAGUAACUGGAAAUAUAGAAAUAGAGCACGCUCAUCUCGAAGCUCUGCGAGAACCCGAACGGAUCCGAGUCGAAACCUUAAUGAAGGAAGCAAACACAGAUUUUGAACUGUGGGAGGUGAUGGAGAAGGAGGUGUUUUCAUUGAUUCCAAGAUUGGGUCUUGACAAGCCAACAUCGCUGGAAUCAAUGGUGGACGGGUUAGGAAAAUCAAACAGAGGGAAGAAGAAGCUCGAGCCAAUUCCCAAGAAUGAGGACGAGGGAGCUGCUAGAUUUAAGCAAAUGGUUGAGGAAACCACCGAUGGCAGUGAAGCCGCAGCGUUGAACACAUAUGGACCUUUAUACCCUUCGUAUCUGUUACUCGCAAUCCGUCUCUUCGAUCGCUCAUUCGCGAAGCCCUCGCCCCUCGCCCUCUCCAUCCUACCCAAAAUCAAAUCUCUCGGCGACACAUCAACAGUUCUCGGAGCAAGCACCCAAUUCUACAACGAAAUCCUUCGUAUAUCUCUACUCCGAUAUGAAAACAUUGCUGGUAUGCUAACAACUCUCACCGAGAUGGAGAAAUGGGCAGUGGAAUUUGACGAGGAGACGCUGGAUAUCAUCAGCGAAGCGUCAAGUCUAGCGGGACGGGCCAGAGCUGGAAAUGAUGGGGCCGUUAUAAAGCAUAUUUGGAGUCGGAUGCCGCAAUUUGCGUCCCGUGGUAUCAAAGAGUGGAGAGAGAAGAUUGUUUCCUCGCUUAGUGCGAGUGAACGGUCUUCCUAA
Hymenoscyphus albidus is the source of this 1530-nucleotide messenger RNA. Lineage: Eukaryota; Fungi; Ascomycota; Leotiomycetes; Helotiales; Helotiaceae. The record is from the annotation of a GenBank genome assembly.